Cladophialophora carrionii CBS 160.54 is the source of this 1845-nucleotide messenger RNA. RefSeq lists its product as uncharacterized. The record is from RefSeq and is a predicted model, not a curated record. Bases 1 to 1845 code for a protein of 614 amino acids. Gene Ontology annotation, molecular function: DNA-binding transcription factor activity, RNA polymerase II-specific; zinc ion binding. The transcript has 3 exons. NCBI's taxonomy places the organism in Eukaryota, Fungi, Ascomycota, Eurotiomycetes, Chaetothyriales, Herpotrichiellaceae. Gene Ontology annotation, biological process: regulation of DNA-templated transcription.
AUGAGUGCAACCGCAGUGACUGAGAAUCUCCCGAUCAUGGAGAAACAAAAGAAGACACGAAAGACUCACCACAAAGUCAGAACGGGGUGCAUAACGUGCAAGAUCAGAAGAAAGAAAUGUGACGAGGAAAGGCCCUUCUGUCGGCGCUGUACCAGUACUGGUCGGAAAUGCGAUGGAUACGGCCCUCAACCUACCCCCGAGACGUCCACUUCGGAAGGGUCCUCACCCUCGCUCUCCGAACCUGGCGCAAAGCGCGUCAAAAUCUCCGCUAACAAGGUCGCCAUUCCUGCGGUAACAAAGAACAAGAACGCUUCAUCUAGCAACAAGAUCUAUCCCCUACUAUCCAACCUCCGAUUUGACACAGACAACGAUUUCUACUGCUUCGACUUCUUUCGUUCAAGGACGGGUCCUGAGUUUGCGGCAUAUUUCGACAGCUCGGUAUGGCGGACGUAUAUUGUACGAGCAUGCUUUCAGCAUCCCACCGUCGCCGCGGCAGCAGCAGCGGUGGGUGCUGUUCAUCGACGGUUCGAGCUCGGUAUCUCGCGCGAAGCAUUCGAAUACUGCGACAUUUCCGACAAGUUAUACCAGAAGGCGUUGCGAAAAUUGUCAGACGACAUGGUUUCGCACCCGAAUGCCGCGGAAAUCAACAUGAUCGUAAUGAAGUUGUUCAGCAUAUUCGAGACCUUCCAGGGGAACUACGAUGCAGCGCAAUUGCAUAUGACGAACGCCUUGAAAGGGCUCUUGAACCGAAGUAUGCGCACGACCUACAAAGACACGCAGUACCGUGCCGUGGAUAUCGGCUACGAAAGCCUACGGCGGCUGUUCCUGAAGCUCGAGCUAGAAUCCGUCCGCUUAUUUGGCGGGCUGGCGACGAUUCUCAGCGACCCAGAACCUUCCAUUCAGGAGGCAUAUCUGACGCCGCUCUCGCAAACGGAUGACUAUCAGUCAGAAGUUCCCGAUCCCAAUCCGUACAAAAUCCCCCACGCAUUCUCCUCCCUCUCCCAGGCCCGAGAUGUGCUCUUCACCGAAGCGAAAUGGAUCUGGCACACGUGGUCGCUCCUCGAAGAGGGCUCCCUAAUGGGUUUGGGGUGGAACAGGCACCAGACCCACAUUGUACGCCUCCUGCGAUGGAGCAUGGCCUACGCAGAGUACAGCAAGACCGAAGCCUCCCGGGCGAACCCGCAAGACCGACACCCCGCACAACUGCUCAAGGCCUACCGCGAAGCCGCGUACCUCCUGCUCCUCACCCAAAUGGCAUUCCACUCGCCCGACACGGGCGCCGUGAUCGUCCCGCUCUGCGACCCCCCAGAGACGUGCGACUGCCACCGCAGCUGCCGCAACUACGCGGAGCGCAAGGAGGCACUGAACGCGCACUUCGCCCGCCUGCUCAUCCUCAGCGAAACCAUCUUCAACCGCGCCAGCUUCUUCGCCCACGACGAACACUCGAUGAGCGUGGACAGCGGGAUCGGCCCGCCCCUGUACCUCGGCGCCACGCGCUGUCGGUCCACCAAGGUGCGCCACCAGGUCACGUCGCUGCUGAGCAAGAGCGAGAUCCAGCACCACGUCUGGGACACGUUGGGCGUGUACACCAUUGCGGAGAAGCUCUCGUCGAUCGAAGAGCACGCCGUCACGGCGUGUGGGGCGGUGUCGGACGAGCUGGAGCCCAAGUGGGUGGACAUUACGUUCUUUUUGGACGAGAGGAAGGUCUUGCUGCGGUAUUGCCACGCGGACAGGGAGGGCAAGGGCGGACGCGUCCGAGGCACGGGCCUAUGGACCGGCGAGGAUCGAUGGAACGAGAGUGGAACGGGUGGCUUGGUCUGGACGCAGGAGUGGGUGUCUUUCUGA